Molecule: messenger RNA, 3269 nt
Organism: Coccinella septempunctata (seven-spotted ladybird)
Lineage: Eukaryota; Metazoa; Arthropoda; Insecta; Coleoptera; Coccinellidae
Product: CD2-associated protein-like
Exons: 5
Coding region: 391-2790 (799 amino acids)
Molecular function (GO): protein binding
Source: RefSeq, a predicted model, not a curated record
UCAAAUUCAGUCCAAAUGAAAAUACGCUUAUGACGUAACAUAACUAGGAAUUUCAUUUUCUUACAGUUUGUUGAGUUGUGUAGUUGACAAUUAAAUGAAAUAACAAUAAAAAAUUGUAAACGUAUAGACCUAUCUUGUCAGUAACGUGAUUGUGAAAGACUAGUGAAUCAUGUGUCAUUAAUAAGUGAAUGAAAAGUUUUUGUAAUGGAUUAGUAUGAUGUGCAAUGUAUUCCAUGCAUCGAUAGAUUAGUAUGGUCGGAAUCGAUCUUUUUGUAUCAAAAUAUCCCAUAUUUAUGAAAGAAGGUAUCACCCAUUUAUGAUGAUAUUCCUCCUGAAAGAUUCAAUAAAACAAUUCCAUUAGAUCAGGAGUCAAACUAGGUUAGAUCAGAAAUGGAUAUGGAUACAGGUGUUAUUAUGCGAAAUAAGAAAGAUUCGAAGAGAAUACGUCAAUGCAGAGUUGUUUUCAGCUACAAACAAGAUCAUGAAGAUGAGCUGAACUUGAAUGUGGGUGAUAUUAUAGAAAUAUUGGGGGAGGAAGAAGAGGGAUGGUGGAGAGGGGUUUUGAAUGGGAAAAUAGGCGUUUUUCCUUCGAAUUUCGUUGAGGAAAUUCACGCGGAUAAGUUGAAGAGUAGCAGAGAAGAUUUGAAUGUUUCCAGUGAAGGAGAUACAAGUUUCACAUCUCCCCUGAAGCUUGCCAAAAUUCUCUGUGAAGUUAAGUAUUCCUACAAGGCACAAAACGAAGAUGAACUGAGUCUCAGGGAAGGGGAUGUCAUAACGUUACUCAGCAAAGACGGCCAAGACCCUGGUUGGUGGAAGGGUGAACUCAACGGUGUUGUUGGUGUUUUCCCGGAUAAUUUCGUUGUAAUCCUACCGCAUAAUCACGAGAAAGGCACUUCCGACAAAUCCCCAGUGCACGAUCCCCACGCCAUCAAACCCAGUUCGAUAGCUUCACAACGAAAAAGUUUAGAUAACAAGUUACAGAAUCAUAGUGAUAAAGCAGACAGUUUAGCACAAGGUGAUACCAAAUCGACUCCACCUUCGGUACCUACCAAGAAACCAUCAAUUGCUGUUAAAAAGUCACCGAGUUCCGGUUCAAGUGGGGGUCUAUUCUCUGGAUUCAAGAAAAAAAUCGUGGAUGUAGUGGAUGGAGCUACAUCUAGUAAAUCGUCUUUUACCCCACCAAAAGGUGAAAGUGAAAAUAGUGAAAAUGUUUUUGACCAAGUGGAGAGGAUUUCAAUGUUGACUGAUGUGCGGGCAACAAGACCUAAAGCUCCUGCGGGCAGACGGCCGCCCAGCAUGGUGUUCAAGGAUGAAGAACCGACCCUACCCAACGGGAACGCGCCCGUCGAACCCCUCAACCUGGAUAUGGUGUCCGAGAUGGCGACGUCUACGUCCUCGGACACCGACGCCUCCGAGGUAAAGCCGAAGCUGCGAGAGUGGGAGAAGCACAAGGCGCCCUGGCUUGCCGAGAUGAAGCUGAACCAGGCCAAGCGGACGUCCCCGUCGCCCGGUACGUCAGAGAACCGCCCAAAGUUCGCCAACAGCGACGAGGACCAGAAGCCGUCGGAAAUGUCAAAGAGCAUGACGUCCAUAACCUCGACGCCUCCCACCUCCAAGGUCAGAGACGUGGACAAGACGCCGCUGAGGCCGAAACCUAACGUCGUAUCGCCGAGUCAGCGACCGGCAACCUCGCCGGUGACUCCUUCGCCUGAAUGCGCCCAAAAACCUACCACGCCCACCCACGUCAAAGCCUCGCCGCCCGUCCCCAAGGUCCUUCCGUCUCCCGCCAAAACGGCGACCAACGACGUGAAAACCAUAGAUCAGGACGUGACCAUAACCUUCAAACAGUACACGGACCUGGUGGAGAGGAUCCACAAGCUGGAACUGCUGGUGGAGAAACAGAACGUCAUCCACAUGACGGCAAUAGACGAGCUGAAGGGGAAGCUGCAGCUGGAGACCGAGCUGAGGCACAUGCUUCAGGGUUCGAGAGAGAGCUCCAGCGAAACAAGAGGAACCAGACACCGAAGAGUGCCCUGGGAAGGAGGAUAUAUCAGUCUUCACAUUUAUAACAUUCUGUUCAUAGUUGCCACUCUUUUAGGUUUCGUUAUAUCAUUUCUCAUUUAUUACUGGGUAGACUACCACCGCGGGGGGUUCUCCCUGGACAAGGUAUGGACGUCGAUCAAUUGGCAUCCCUUGCUGAUGUUCGUCGGUCCGGUCUUCAUGUACGCCCAAGCUAUUCUGUUCGACCAAACCGGUAGGAACCUGCCGAAAUGGUGCGGGACCUACAUGCCGAACAGCGACAUCUUCUGGUUCGCCCUGAUCCUCAAGAUCGUCUGCCUCAUCGCGGUGGGGUUAGGUUUACAGGUGGUCGUGGACUAUAACAACCUCUCCGACCCGCCCAAAACUCACGUGUACUCCCUUCACUCCUGGAUCGGGAUCUGCGCCAUCUUCUUGUCGUGCCUGGAUGUCCUGGCGGAUCUAAAAUGGUUCUUUCUGGACGCCGUGUCGGAUCUGAACAGGGACGUACUGGUUGUGCUUUCGUGGAUGUUGAGCACGAUGACGUUCUUGGCGUCCGUCAACGCUUCCAUCACGGGGUUUAUGAUUGACGCUGUCGGGUUGUACGGGGCGGAGUAUAGGGAUUUGCCGCCCGGCGCCAUUUUGGUGAACGUGGUCGGUUUGUUGGUCGUCGUGUUCGCGGUUGUAAUUCUGCAUAUGUCUAGGAAGAUGCGGGAGGUUGGGAAUCUUUCGGGCGAUCCUGAAAACGCGGUUGUUAUUGUUGAAGGCCUUUAGUAUACAUUCCAGAUUGUUUUCUGUAUAUUUCGUGGUUGUAAAUACGUUUAUGUUUAAGGUGGAUUAUUUAUGUUUCGAUAUUUGCGAUGGAGAUUUGUUGGGAUCGUAAUUGGGUGAACCUCCUUCAGAAAUACUCUGAAAAUCUGAAGAUUCAGUUGAUUCUUCGUCUCCGGUAGUCAAUUAACCUUAAAUUAUGAUUUUUUUUAGGAAAGAUUAUUGAUAAAUAUUUAUUCGUAUAUAUAGAGUAAGUGUUGAAACAGUUACAAUGAAUUAUAUUCAUAAAUGAUAGUGAUAAAGAGCUGGGUUUAUUGCUCUUGGGCGAUCGGCUGGGUUGCAGCGUUCGCAUUGUAUAUAUCUCUAAGAGAUAAGCUUUUACCUAUAUAUUUUACAACAUUCCAGAUGUAUAUAACUAUUCAAUGAAAUAAUGUACUUAGAGAGCGUUGUUGAUUUAUAACAAUUAAUAUAAUUAUAUAUUUUGA